AGGAGAAGAAAAAACUCGUUCGAGAAUUUGAUGAAAAACAGCACGAAGCAAAUGAAACGCUGCGGGAAAUGGAGGAAGAACUGAAGUAUGCUCCUCUGCCUUUCCGCAACCAAAUGAUGAGCAAAAUCCGGGCUUACAGAAGAGACCUCUCCAUGUUCCAGAGAGAGAUGAGAAGCACAGAUUUGGGAUUGGGCCCUGGAAGUCAAGGCGAUAUAAAAUAUGGAAUCUUCUCUGCAGAAAAUGAACAGAGUACUAAUCUGCAGUCGCAGAGGGUGCUGCUUCUCCAGGGAACAGACAGCCUGAACCGAGCCAGUCAGAGCAUCGAGCGCUCGCACCGAAUUGCUGCUGAAACAGAUCAGAUUGGCACCGAUAUAAUUGAAGAACUUGGGGAGCAACGGGAGCAACUGGAACGCACCAAGAGCAGAUUGGUGAAUACAAGUGAGAACUUGAGCAAGAGUCGCAAGAUUCUACGUUCUAUGUCCAGGAGAGUAACCACUAAUAAGUUGUUGCUGUCAAUUGUCAUCAUCCUGGAACUAGCCAUCCUAGGAGGUGUGGUCUACUACAAGUUCUUUCGCAGCAGAUGAAUCUUCAUGACGGAGAUGAGCUUUCCCACUGUUGAGGAACCAGAUGGGCUCUCUCUUCCCUUUGACUGUCUGAGAUUGAACUGCCUCAUGAGACAGCAUGUUCAACAAACUGUACUGACACUAGAAAGACAGAGAAUGGGAGUAAAAGGAAAAUGCAGAGAGAUACUUGAACUACUGGUAAGAUUAAUAAGAAGGUAAUAAAUAUUUUAUUGUCUCAAUUUGUAUAUACUUAACUAAAUGAAUAAAUCUUGGUAUGUAAUAAAGUAGCCACCAAUCAGUGGAAAA
Messenger RNA from Cariama cristata (Red-legged seriema), 869 nucleotides. RefSeq names its product vesicle transport through interaction with t-SNAREs 1B (gene VTI1B). Gene Ontology annotation, biological process: intra-Golgi vesicle-mediated transport; intracellular protein transport; Golgi to vacuole transport. The transcript has 5 exons. Gene Ontology annotation, cellular component: endoplasmic reticulum membrane; late endosome membrane; ER to Golgi transport vesicle membrane. Gene Ontology annotation, molecular function: SNAP receptor activity; SNARE binding. NCBI's taxonomy places the organism in Eukaryota, Metazoa, Chordata, Aves, Cariamiformes, Cariamidae. The record is from RefSeq and is a predicted model, not a curated record. The annotation marks the transcript as partial.